UCGAAUCUGAAUGAGCACGGUGUGGUUCAGCGUGUUGAAGAAGUGCGGUUGCUACACGAGAGCUUGUGUUGGAGUUUUGAGAGAGGCUGUGCUUGGUUCUAGAGAUCGUGCUGAUUUUUUGAGAGGGUUGAAGGAAACCUUUGCUGCGAUAGGAUUGUGUAGGUGUCAUCAUGAUGCGAUUGGUGAGUUUCGGGAAGAGCAAGAAGCUGCAGACAAGCAGGUCGAUGGAUCCCACCUAUGUGACUGAGCAAUCGCCGAAAGCGGUGGAGAAGACGACGGGGAAAUCGAACCACGAAAUGCAACUGGAAAGAUCGAACUCCAAGGGGCGGAACUUCAUUACUCGACUGACAAGUAUGGGGAGCUUGAAAGUUAAGAGGACAAAAUCUGGCAUUGUCUCUCAAGCUUUGAAUGCACCGUGCACCAUCCACUGCUCUGAAGCGGAGUUGGAAGCCGCUUUCAAAGUGUUCGACGCGAAUGGUGAUGGACGCAUCUGCAUCACGGAGCUCGGUAAGGUGCUUGGAUCCCUCAGUGGUUGCGAGGUCACAGAACAGGAACUCCAGCUCAUUAUGAACGAUGUGGAUAAGAACCAGGACGGCUUCAUCAGCUUAGAACAAUUCAAGGCGGCGAACAAAACUCUCACCAGCCACCUCGCCGACAAUGAAACUCCCAAGGAAGAUUCCAUCAGAGAGGCGUUUGCCACGUUUGACAAGGAUGGGAAUAAUCUGAUUUCCGCGGAUGAGCUUCGCGCUGUGAUGCAGAGCCUGGGGGACAAAGGAUAUUCACUAGAGGAUUGCCGCAGAAUGAUCAGUAACGUCGACCAAGACGGCGAUGGAUUCGUGGACUUCAAAGAGUUUCAGUCUUUACUUACUGCCAAAAGCUGAACUACUUUGGACCCGAGCGGUUCUCUAGCGUUCCACGUGGUCCCCGACUCGCAUCCAACCCCACUCGUCUGCACGUAGAAAUCACUAAGCCAUCGCCACAGCCAUCCGAACUUCCACAUGCGAUUUGCUAGCUUUAACUAGAUUUUCAGUUGCAUCUUCAAACCACGACCGGGUGUUUUUUCAUUUGGCGACUUGAUUUGUAUGCUUCCCCAUCGACAUAGAUCCCAAGAUUACGUAGCAGAACCGACUUUUUGAUCUUGUCUCUCCCCAUGAGCCACAUCCUUAUUGUGCAGUCAAUGAAUUGACCACUGACAAUGGAAUUGAGCUGCUCCGAAGAUAACGUAGACGUUGGAACAAUCGUCGUGGCUCCGUUUUGUGCACAAUUCCAUGCAGUUCAAAUCAACUGAGGAUGAUUUUCGGUCCACUGCUCACGGAUUGUGCACUCUUCGUAUCUUGCGGUUACCGAAGUGCUCGCAGCUCGGUCAUCGAUUUGAAGUGCUCGCACUGAUUCAUGAGGUGUUUAAUUCUUUUUGUCGCCGUUGUGGUUCGGUAGUUUUGUUAAUUUUUUUGUAAAAAAUCUUUUUAUAGUUUAUGAAUCUCCACAACCUCUUUGUGUGCAUCGAUUAAAUCUUCUUUUCCACGUAUCUAUUUCCGAACGCACUCGAAGAAGCCUGUGCCUUCAAGAAAUGAUAGUUCUUAUGAACUUCUGCUAAUCGCCUGGUUAUUAGAGACCUCGUUUUGGAGAUGCCUCAAUUGCCGUAGAUAUUCCAUUUGAAUUUCAGUUAUAAUCUUCCAGUUUUGACAACUUCUAUAUACAAAAGUUACAGUUUUCAUUGGACAUGUAUAUAUAUAUAGAUAUAUAUAUAUAUAUAUAAAUCAUUUUAUUCUGAGACUA
Physcomitrium patens is the source of this 1776-nucleotide messenger RNA. Its product is annotated as calmodulin-like protein 3. Lineage: Eukaryota; Viridiplantae; Streptophyta; Bryopsida; Funariales; Funariaceae. The record is from RefSeq and is a predicted model, not a curated record. Gene Ontology annotation, molecular function: calcium ion binding.